Triticum dicoccoides is the source of this 4093-nucleotide messenger RNA. Its product is annotated as DNA-directed RNA polymerase III subunit 2-like. Gene Ontology annotation, biological process: DNA-templated transcription. Bases 222 to 3695 code for a protein of 1157 amino acids. The record is from RefSeq and is a predicted model, not a curated record. Gene Ontology annotation, molecular function: ribonucleoside binding; DNA-directed RNA polymerase activity; DNA binding. Lineage: Eukaryota; Viridiplantae; Streptophyta; Magnoliopsida; Poales; Poaceae. The transcript is spliced from 37 exons.
UCCACCGCCUCGUUUCCGGUGUGUCUCGCCGCCGAGACCCCUUUUCCGCUCCCCCCGGCCCUCCCCCCUCUGGCUCUCUUCUCCCCUGGACCAGAACAGCGCCGCCGACAUCCACUCACCCGCGCAGCCCCCUACCCGUCUCUCGCCGCCAGCCAGCCCCUCCACCCGAGGCGCACGCCUCCGCCGCCGUCAGCCAAGGGGAUUCAGUUGACUGAAUCCCCAUGCCCCCUGCUACGUCCGCUCCCGAUGCCCCGGUGGCCGAAGGGGACGAGGAGGCGCCGCCGGUGCCGACUUACCGGUCACUGGCAGCGCCGGUCAGCAAUCCGGUCGACAAGUUCGCGCUCCUCCCUGCCUUCCUCAAGGUUAGAGGCCUUGUGAAGGAGCACAUUGACUCUUUUAACUACUUCAUCACCAAAGGAAUCAAGAAUAUUGUCAGGGCAAACAACCGAAUCGAAGCACGCAGUGAUCCAGAUAUUUAUCUUGAGUACAAAAAUAUAUACAUCGGCGAGCCCUCGGUGCAAGUAGAUUUUAGAGUUGAGACUAUCACACCACACUUUUGCCGCCUUACUGAUCGCACAUAUUCUGCUCCUGUGAUUGUUGAUGUUGAGUACACUGUAGGAAAGACACAUGCCAAACAUAGGAAGCCAAAUUUUACCAUUGGGUACAUGCCUAUUAUGCUUAGAAGUUAUGCUUGUGUUCUGAACGGGAAGGACGAAGCUGAACUAGCAAGAUAUGGUGAGUGCCCUCUUGAUCCUGGUGGUUACUUCAUUGUGAAAGGAACCGAGAAGGUCAUCCUAAUACAAGAACAGCUAUCAAAGAAUCGUAUUAUUAUCGACACUGAUAAUAAAGGAAGGGUAACUGCAUCUGUUACUAGCAGCACACAUGAAGUAAAAAGCAAGACAGUGAUUUGCAUGGACAAAGAGAAAAUUAAUCUACAUCUGAAUCAGUUCACUAAGCCGAUUCCUAUAAUUGUGGUUAUGAAAGCUAUGGGAAUUGAAACUGACCAAGAGGUUGUACAAAUGGUUGGAAGAGAUCCAAGAUAUGGUGACCUCCUAUAUUUGUCUAUUCAGGAAUGUGCCACAGAGAGAAUAUAUACACAACAGCAAGCUUUGCAGUACAUGGAUGACAAGGUGACAUAUGCUGGUGCAGGAAAUAUUAAGGACGGUCGGUCAAAAUUAAUCCUCCGUGAUGUUUUUGUUGCGCAUGUACCGGUUAACAAUGGGAACUUUCAACCAAAGUGCAUAUACACUGCUGUAAUGUUAAGGCGAAUGUUGGAUGCGAUCUUGAAUUCUGAUACCUUCGAUGACAAGGAUUAUGUGGGAAACAAGAGGCUUGAGCUGUCUGGUCAAUUAGUAUCCCUGCUUUUUGAGGAUUUGUUCAAAACGAUGAAUACCUAUGCUGUAGACCGUAUGAACAAAAACAGUGACAUGGCCCGUUCCAGUCCUUUGGAUUUUAGCCAGUUGAUAAUGCAGCAGGAUGUAAUAACCUCUGGUUUGGAGAGAGCUAUUUCCACGGGAAAUUGGGACAUUAAACGAUUUAAGAUGCAUAGAAAGGGUGUUUCACAGGUUCUGUCUAGGUUAUCCUAUAUGGCGUCUUUAGGCUAUAUGACACGCAUAACACCACAGUUUGAGAAGACCCGGAAAACAAGUGGUCCACGUGCUUUGCAGCCCAGUCAGUGGGGUAUGCUUUGUCCUUGUGAUACACCGGAAGGGGAAGCUUGUGGAUUGACGAAAAAUCUAGCUUUAAUGACUCAUGUUACAACAGAUCAAGAGGAGGGCCCACUGAGGAAUCUGUGUUUUAGCCUAGGUGUGGAAGAUUUGUCACUUCUGUCCGGAGAAGAAAUCCAUGCACCGGGUUCGUUUCUGGUCAUGUUCAAUGGAUUAAUACUAGGGAAGCACAGGCAGCCUCAGAGAUUUGCUAAUAAUAUGAGAACAUUCCGCCGAUCAGGCAAAAUUGGAGAGUUUGUAAGCGUUUUUGUAAAUGAGAAACAGCAUUGCAUUCAUAUUGCCUCUGAUGGUGGCCGCGUUUGUCGUCCACUUAUAAUUGCUGACAAGGGCAGAUCAAGGGUUAAAGAGCAUCAUAUGAAAGAACUGAGGGAUGGUAUUCGUUCAUUUGAUGAUUUUCUGCGUGAUGGAUUGAUUGAAUAUCUUGACGUCAAUGAAGAGAAUAAUGCAUUGAUUGCGUUGUAUGAGCAUGUGGAUCAAGAUGGUGUUCAAAGAAGCAGCAUCACUCACAUUGAAAUAGAGCCAAUGACCAUAUUAGGUGUUGUAGCUGGACUUAUUCCAUAUCCGCACCAUAACCAAUCUCCACGUAACACUUACCAGUGUGCAAUGGGUAAGCAAGCGAUGGGAAAUAUUGCAUAUAAUCAGUUGUUUCGAGCAGAUUCUCUACUUUAUUUACUGGUGUACGCGCAACGUCCCCUGCUUACAACAAAAACAAUUGAGUUGGUGGGAUACGAUAAACUUGGCGCUGGGCAGAAUGCAACUGUUGCUGUAAUGAGUUAUAGCGGAUAUGAUAUUGAAGAUGCAAUUGUGAUGAACAAAUCAUCUCUUGAUCGUGGUUUUGGUCGUUGCAUAGCAAUGAAAAAGUACACCGUAACAUCGGAGAAAUAUGGAGAUGGUAUAUCAGACAGGAUUGCUAAACCCCAGAGAGAUAGAGAUGGUGUCUUGAUAAAGCAGAAUAUGCGGGCAUUGGAUGAAGAUGGAUUUGUUGCACCUGGUCAAAUAAUCCGCAAUCAUGAUAUCUAUGUGAACAAGCAAACACCCAAGGUUACCAAUAGAACUCCUGGUACUGCGUUAACAGACAGGGACUAUAGGGACUCACCUGCUGUUUACAAAGGUGUCGAUGGUGAGACUACCGUUGUAGAUCGUGUAAUGCUUUGUUCGGAUACAAAUGACAAAUUGACCAUUAAGUGUAUUAUCCGUCACACUAGGAGGCCGGAGGUUGGUGACAAGUUUAGUAGCAGACAUGGACAAAAAGGUGUUUGUGGCACCAUUGUUCAGCAGGAAGACUUCCCCUUCUCUGAGAAAGGAAUAUGCCCUGAUUUAAUUAUGAAUCCCCAUGGAUUUCCAAGUCGUAUGACAAUUGGUAAAAUGAUUGAACUUCUUGGGGGAAAGGCUGGUGUUUCUUGUGGCCGAUUUCAUUAUGGCAGUAUAUUUGGUGAACCAAGUGGUAAUGCUGAUAAAGUUGAAGACAUAAGCCAUACGCUUGUCAAGCACGGGUUCAGCUAUAGUGGAAAAGAUUUCUUGUACUCAGGCAUUUUAGGCCAUCCUCUUCAGGCAUAUGUCUUCAUGGGGCCAAUCUAUUACCAGAAACUGAAGCACAUGGUUCUUGAUAAGAUGCAUGCUCGGGCUAGUGGACCACGAGUACUACUGACCAGGCAACCUACUGAAGGGCGAAGUCGUGAUGGAGGUCUGCGUCUUGGUGAGAUGGAGCGUGAUUGUUUAAUUGCAUACGGUGCCAGCAUGCUAAUCUUUGAACGUCUCCUACUAUCCAGUGAUCCAUAUCAAGUCCAGGUUUGCAGGAAAUGCGGUCUGUUAGGCUACUACAAUUACAAGCUGAAGACUUCCUUCUGCUCGAUGUGCAAAAACGGAGAAAACAUGGCCAAGAUGAGGAUGCCGUACGCUUGCAAGCUUUUGUUUCAGGAGCUGCAAUCGAUGAACGUUGUCCCACGCUUGACGCUGACAGAAGGAUAAAUACAGAAUUCGACAAAGCUAUGCCCUGAUGUUAGGACCGUCAGAGGCGAAUCAGUCUCCAUUUUCCUGGCAGAACUGUAGCAGCAACGCGGUCGCCUCGUCGUGCUGUAACCUGUGGAUGACAGAAGCAUCGGCACGGGGAGAUUGUUACAAGGGAUGCAAGGCCGAGUGUGUUUUUAUGGAUUUAUUAUAGAAAGAUCUCAGGCUCUCGGCAUAGUUUCUGCAUAGAAGAGAUAUAUGAGAGUAGGUUUUGUUGCCCUCUUGAUUUAUUACGAGGGAGAGAUGAUCAGAGAUUCAGAGGAGUCGUGAAAUAAUAGUUGGAUCAUUUGUAUAUGUGGUGUUUUUCGGUGCGCAUCUGAUGUGUUUUGAUUCCUGUGCAUGAAAGGAUAGUUCUGUCA